Coregonus sp. 'balchen' is the source of this 20528-nucleotide messenger RNA. NCBI's taxonomy places the organism in Eukaryota, Metazoa, Chordata, Actinopteri, Salmoniformes, Salmonidae. The record is from the annotation of a GenBank genome assembly.
AUGGAGGCAAAUAAACUGUGAGUGUGAAUAGGUUCAAUAAGGAGGAGAAUUGAAAAUAUGCUUUUCCAUGUAGCCUUGUGGAUUGUUCGAUCUCUUGGCCAAUAUUAGGGUCAGGAAUUAAGUCAAUCUCCCUCCCUAUCGAUAGGACUCUAGAGCCAUAAAAUUGGAUCAUAUUUGUUUUGCCGUCAGCAACAUGUGGAAGAGCUUGGCAUGUGUCGUGAAACUGAACUAAUCUGUGAACCUGCGUUUCUGGAUUUAAUUAGUUUAUUCUAAACCAGACUAAGUUGAUCCAUUCCAAAGUCCUCUGCCAAAUCCAGGGAUCUGUUCCAAAAGCUGGUUUAAUCACAGAUUUCCUUCUGCUGCGAGUUGCAGAAAGAAACAUGUCGGCUUAGCUUAUGCUUAGGGUUUUGCACAGUGCACACAUAGUUUGUCCCCAGUAGAUGGAUGCAUAGACUAAGUAGUCGAAGGAGCUGCAUUUCCUGCCCUGUGAGAACAGCUGUUCAAGCGUCAAUCUCUCAGACCUGACCAAGUUUCUGUUCCUCUUACACUUCCAUCAUCCAUGUCCCAAUCUGUGGUAAUGGCUUCCAGUGCUGCAUGCCUGGAUCUCCGCUCAACCUGCUCCCUCCCUGUGCAGGUGGGUCUUUGGGAUUUAUUGAGAGUGGGAGUGAAGGAAGUGUCUGUUUUCUGUCUAAAUGACAUUAGGAAUGAUUAGUAAAAGUGCUGGCAGCUGCAGGGGAAGGAAGAGUCUGUUGGGCCAUGGGAAGAAUCUCAAUUGCAUACUCCUCGCGUCAUCUCUCCUCGCCUCCUCAAAACCCAUUGGAUGAGAAAGCCAGAGGUCCAAUGGGUUUUGAGGAGGAGGCAAGACGAGAAGACGCGAGCAGUAUGCAAUUGAGAUUCUCCAAUGUAGUCCUGAAUCCUCCUCGGUCCUCUUCACACAUCUGCCUGGUCAGGGAUGACCAAGGAAUGGUUAGCGCAGCGUGUCCCAAACUAGGGGUUGCCUGAUUUAGAAAAUGGGGUCGUGAGAAACUGAAGUAAAAUAAAUAAAAUCGUGCUUGGUUCAUAGAACCGGGGUUACGUCAGUAACCUCUGGUAGCUGCUAGAUGCGGUUGUAAUAAACAGAGCGGUUUCUGUUUUCUUUCUACAAGUGUGGCUCUUAUCUUUUUGAUCGGUUUCCCUCUACAAUGCCCACAAGCGGCGCAGGACUCCUUAGAACAGAGUGGACAAGACCAGGCACUAAAUCAGACUAGGGGAAAAAGAACAUCAUCAAUGAUGAUGUUCUUUUCUACGCAGAAGAUCAUACAAAAUUAUUGCCUGAUGUUCUUCUAUACUUCCCAAUACCUUUCUGAUGCAUUUCAGUCACUUCAAACCAUGCUUCCUUCAGAUUUAAAUACUGUCAAAAGUACUGUCAGACUGAUUUGUAAUAGACUGUCAUAGCCCCAAUGGAAAAAAAAGUAAUCAUUGGCUGUUGAUUGCAAAACAUAAAUAUUAAAAUGGGACCGCGGGCCAAACAAUGUUGGGAACCCCUGGGUUAGCCUAAUCAUCCACACAGUCAUGUUUGGUCCCUUCUUACAAUGGCUGAACAGUCUCUACAGGGAUCACAAUCGAAAUCACCUUUAUUCGGCAAGUACAUUUACACUUUAAGUCGGAAGUUUACAUACACUUAGGUUGGGGUCAUUAAAACUCGUUUUUCAACCACUCCACAAAUUUCUUGUUAACAAACUAUAGUUUUGGCAAGUCGGUUAGGACAUCUACUUUGUGCAUGACACAAGUAAUUUUUCCAACAAUUGUUUACAGACAGAUUAUUUCACUUAUAAUUCACUGUAUCACAAUUCCAGUGGGUCAGAAGUUUACAUAAACUAUGUUGACUGUGCCUUUAAACAGCUUGGAAAAUUCCAGAAAAUGUUGUCAUGGCUCUAGAAGCUUCUGAUAGGCUAAUUGACAUAAUUUGAGUCAAUUGGAGGUGUACCUGUGGAUAUAUUUCAAGGCCUACCUUCAAACUCAGUGCCUCUUUGCUUGACAUCAUGGGAAAAUCAAAAGAAAUCAGCCAAGACCUCAAAUCUUUUUUUGGACCUCCACAAGUCUGGUUCAUCCUUGGGAGCAAUUUACAAACGCCUGAAAGUACCACGUUCAUCUGUACAAACAAUAGUACGCAAGUAUAAACACCAUGGGACCACGCAGCCGUCACACCGCUCAGGAAGGAGACGCGUUCUGUCUCCUAGAGAUGAACAUACUUUGGUGCGAAAAGUGCAAAUCAAUCCCAGAACAACAGCAAAGGACCUUGUGAAGAUGCUGGAGGAAACAGGUACAAAAGUAACUAUAUCCACUGUAAAACGAGUCCUAUAUCGACAUAACCUGAAAGGCCACUCAGCAAGUAAGAAGCCACUGCUCCAAAACCGCCAUAAAAAAGCCAAACUACGGUUUGCAACUUCACAUGGGGACAAAGAUUGUACUUUUUGGAGAAAUUUCCUCUGGUCUGAUGAAAUAAAAAUAGAACUGUUUGGCCAUAAUGACCAUCGUUAUGUUUGGAGGAAAAAGGGGGUUGCUUGUAAGCUGAAGAACACCAUCCCAACCGUGAGGCACGGUGGUGGCAGCAUCAUGCUGUUGGGGUGCUUUGCUGCAGGAGGGGCUGGUGCACUUCACAAAAUAGAUGGCAUCAUGAGGAAGAAAAAUUAUGUGGAUAUAUUGAAGCAACAUCUCAAGGCCUCAGUCAGGAAGUUAAAACUUGGUCGCAAAUGGGUCUUCCAAAUGGACAAUGACCCCAAGCAUACUUCCAUAGUUGUGGCAAAAUGGCUUAAGGACAACAAAGUCAUGGUAUUGGAGUGGCCAUCACAAAGCCCUGACCUCAAUCCUAUAGAAAAUGUGUGGGCAGAACUGAAAACGCUUGUGUGAGCAAGGAGGCCUACAAACCUGACUCAGUUACACCAGCUCUGUCAGGAGGAAUGGGCCAAAAUUCACCCAACUUAUUGUGGGAAGCUUGUGGAAGGCUAACUGAAACGUUUGACCCAAGUUAAACAAUUUAAAGGCAAUGCUACCGAAUACUAAUUGAGUGUAUGUAAACUUCUGACCCACUGGGAAUGUGAUGAAAGAAAUAAAAGCUGAAAUAAAUCAUUCUCUCUACUAUUAUUCUGACAUUUCACAUUCUUAAAAUAAAGUGGUGAUCCUAACUGACCUAAAACAGGGAAUAUUUACUAGGAUUAAAUGUUAGGAAUUGUGAAAAACUGAGUUUAAAUGUAUUUGGCUAAGGUGUAUGUAAACUUCAGACUUCAACAGUACAUACACCCAUAAUUUGACCCGGUGAAAUGGUGCUGACGGCAAUAGACAAAAUAUAGGCCUAGGCGUACAAUACCCAUUUAAUCCUGCAGUUUUCAUGUGGGAAUGUCCCCUGGGUGUACAAAACAUUAGGAACACCUGCUCUUUCCAUGACAGGCUGACCAGGUGAAAGCUAUGAUCCCUUAUUGAUAUCACUUGUUAAAUCCACUUCAAUCAGUGUAGAUGAAGGGGAGGAUUUUUAAGCUUUGAGAAUUGAGACACAGAUUGCGUUUGUGUGUCAUUCAGAGGGUAAAUGGGCAAGACAAAAUAUUAAAGUGCUUUGAACGGGGUAUGGUAGUAGGUGCCAGGUGCACCGGUUUGAGUGUAUCAAGAACUGCAACGCUGCUGGGUUUUUCACGCUCAACAAUUUCCAGUGUAUCAAGAAUGGUCCACCACCCAAAGGACAUCCGGCCUACUUGACAGAACUGUGGGAAGCAUUGGAGUCAACAUGGGCCAGUCCAAUCCCUGCGGAAUGCUUUCGACACCUUGUAGAGUCCAUGCCCUGACGAAUUGAGGCUUCUCUGAGGGCAAAAAGGGGUACAACUCAAUAUUAGGAAGGUGUUCCUAAUGUUUUGUACACUCAGUGUAUGUUUAUUUUUCUUUCUUUCCCUCAGUUUUCUCAAAUGCAUUCUUCGCGUCCUUUUGAAUGAGUUCUGUUCUCAGCUGGUACAUUUUUCAUUACCCUGAGUGGUUAUGGGUGUCUAUUUGUGUUGUCAUAAUAAUCCGAUCAAGCUGCUUCUCGAAUCAGGAUAGAUCUUGAGAACCCUUUUUCCUCAUCAGUCAGUUUAAUUGCUGUCUUUAUACCCUGGAGUGGCCCACUCUGCCGCUCCUUCUGACAGUUCAGAGAAGAAAGUUGUGUAGAGCCCAGCUGUUUCCUGGCACUCUGACUUCUCUGCUCUGUGACUGGCAGGUCUACUGAUGGUGAUGGGAGAGAAAUGAGGCCUGACAGGAAAUGGCUGAUUGUUCUGUAUGGCCCACACUGAGUCCACAUUGAUCUUUAUGGACAUCUGGAGCCCUCCCAAGCUGCUCUCAGAACAGGCCCAGUCUGAACAGAGGAGUUAGGCCUUUGCUGGACAUAUAGGCUAAAUCAGAAGUCUGUUAAGACGAGCCUUACCCCUACUUAUCCUAACACCACCACCCUAAUACUCAAAGCACACCAUGUGCUGAUAUGCCAGGUACAUUAUCUGUAUAAGACAAAGAAGACAUGCUUCAUGCAGAAUAUGAAAAAGAUCAUGCUCCACAAUGUAUAUGAUAUAUCCACCAGUGUCUUUCAGUGUAUUUUGUUUUAUUGAUAUGAUUCUUAUGUUAGCCUAAUGUUUCAUGUGUGUGUUUUCAUGUGUCUUGCAGCACUAACGUGGUGAUGAACUACUCUGAGAUCGAGUCCAAGGUGCGAGAGGCCACCAACGAUGACCCAUGGGGUCCCUCUGGACAGCUCAUGGGAGAGAUCGCCAAGUAAGGGACAAGCACUGCACAACACUGUUCUAUCAAAUUUACAAAAACUAGCCUAGUAGUUGGCUGGGCGAUAUAUGUAUGUUCCAAAGACCUGUAUUGCAAUAAUAAUUUUAUAUAUAUACACUGCUCAAAAAAAUAAAGGGAACACUUAAACAACACAUCCUAGAUCUGAAUGAAUGAAAUAAUCUGAUUAAAUACUUUUUUCUUUACAUAGUUGAAUGUGCUGACAACAAAAUCACACAAAAAUUAUCAAUGGAAAUCAAAUUUAUCAACGCAUGGAGGUCUGGAUUUGGAGUCACCCUCAAAAUGAAAGUGGAAAACCACACUACAGGCUGAUCCAACUUUGAUGUAAUGUCCUUAAAACAAGUCAAAAUGAGGCUCAGUAGUGCGUGUGGCCUCCACGUGCCUGUAUUACCUCCCUACAACGCCUGGGCAUGCUCCUGAUGAGGUGGCGGAUGGUCUCCUGAGGGAUCUCCUCCCAGACCUGGACUAAAGCAUCCGCCAACUCCUGGACAGUCUGUGGUGCAACGUGGCGUUGGUGGAUGGAGCGAGACAUGAUGUCCCAGAUGUGCUCAAUUGGAUUCAGGUCUGGGGAACGGGCGGGCCAGUCCAUAGCAUCAAUGCCUUCCUCUUGCAGGAACUGCUGACACACUCCAGCCACAUGAGGUCUAGCAUUGUCUUGCAUUAGGAGGAACCCAGGGCCAACCGCACCAGCAUAUGGUCUCACAAGGGGUCUGAGGAUCUCAUCUCGGUACCUAAUGGCAGUCAGGCUACCUCUGGCGAGCACAUGGAGGGCUGUGCGGCCCCCCAAAGAAAUGCCACCCCACACCAUGACUGACCCACCGCCAAACCAGUCAUGCUGGAGGAUGUUGCAGGCAGCAGAACGUUCUCCACGGCGUCUCCAGACUCUGUCACGUCUGUCACAUGUGCUCAGUGUGAACCUGCUUUCAUCUGUGAAGAGCACAGGGCGCCAGUGGCGAAUUUGCCAAUCUUGGUGUUCUCUGGCAAAUGCCAAACGUCCUGCACGGUGUUGGGCUGUAAGCACAACCCCCACCUGUGGACGUCGGGCCCUCAUACCACCCUCAUGGAGUCUGUUUCUGACCGUUUGAGCAGACACAUGCACAUUUGUGGCCUGCUGGAGGUCAUUUUGCAGGGCUCUGGCAGUGCUCCUCCUCCUCCUCCUUGCACAAAUGCGGAGGUAGCGGUCCUGCUGCUGGGUUGUUGCCCUCCUACGGCCUCCUCCACGUCUCCUGAUGUACUGGCCUGUCUCCUGGUAGCGCCUCCAUGCUCUGGACACUACGCUGACAGACACAGCAAACCUUCUUGCCACUCCUGGAUGAGCUGCACUACCUGAGCCACUUGUGUGGGUUGUAGACUCCAUCUCAUGCCACCACUAGAGUGAAAGCACCGCCAGCAUUCAAAAGUGACCAAAACAUCAGGCAGGAAGCAUAGGAACUGAGAAGUGGUCUGUGGUCACCACCUGCAGAACCACUUCUUUAUUGGGGGUGUCUUGCUAAUUGCCUAUCAUUUCCACCUCUAUUCCAUUUGCACAACAGCAUGUGACAUUUAUUGUCAAUCAGUGUUGCUUCCUAAGUGGACAGUUUGAUUUCACAGAAGUGUGAUUGACUUGGAGUUACAUUGUGUUGUUUAAGUGUUCCCUUUAUUUUUUUGAGCAGUGUAUAUAUAUAUAUCAAUUUUUUUUUUUUUUUGGUCUCAUAUCCUUCGCUCCUUCUGUGCUGUGUGCGCUGUGCACCUUACCACUGGCAGACACCAAGCCCCUCCCCCUGCCACACAACAACAACAAAGAGCUAAAAGAUCACUUCUUCCUCUCUGACAACAAGCAGUUUCAACUUGUCUUUUGCCUUUGAGGUUUGGUCAGACAUAUAAUCGGUUAUAUGGGCACCGAAACACAUUGAGACAUUAUUUUACUGUAAUAGAGAAGAACUUAACCUUUGUAACAAUACCCUUUUUAUGUCUCAACUCCCAACUUUUUUAACAGAGCAGACCCUACCAAGACGGGAGUAUCAAUUAACAUAAUUGUGGGAAAUUAAUCCUGUCGCGCGCAGCAUUGUGCUACCACGUACCACCUAGAAUAAUUUUAGCCACAGACUGUUAUGUGCUAGCUGUUUAGUCUGUGUUUUAUAAAUGUGCAAUGAAUAUAAAAAUAUGCAACUCGUUCUCAUGCUGAGAAAUAAGCAUAUUUUUAUCCAGGUAGGCAACAUCUAAACAAAGUGAGCAGGCUAUGUUGUUCAAACAGUUGGAGACAGGCAGGAGGGUGUAUUCAUAACAGUUCAACUGUUCUAUCUCGUUAGCAAGCAAACAGAUCCAAGUGGUCUAGACUUUUAAUAUAAAGAUUAGAUGGUUACUCACUAGCAAUGGGCGUGUGCUUGAGAGAUUGUUUGAGACCUGUGUUCAUUUUCUAUAAUGGCUGCUACCAGAAGUUGGUCAUUAUUAGUGUAUGUGUAUGUUUCUGGUUACAUUUGUAACAAAACUGGCAUUUUCAUAGACUGACUUGAAAGCCAGAUCAGUGAUUAUUGCAAAAAAGCAGGUAAAACUAUUUUGAUAAAAUAAUUAAAUUAUUAGUUGGUCUUAUUGUUGAAGGCUUAUAUUUAGGCUUGGUAUAAUUUCACGAGCCCUAAAUUCAUUAGAUUAUUCCCGACUGUUUUUGAAAUGCGGUGUAUUGACCUUAAAUUGUGCAACAAAGCUUAUUUAGAGAAAAAUGAAUUUACAUCGAGUUAUACAUCGUGAAUCGCUAUUUGAAAAAAUAACUAUGAUUUUUAGGCAAUAUCGCCCAGCCCUAGUUGUGCAUUUACCAGUCCACACUCUAAUCUCAUCCUUAUUUCUUGAUCUGCCUCUCAGAUCUACGUUCAUGUACGAGCAGUUCCCCGAGGUCAUGAACAUGCUGUGGACCAGAAUGCUGAAAGACAACAAGAAGAACUGGAGAAAAGUUUACAAGGUGUGGAGAGUCUCCGUUCCACUGCUAAUGUUUCAUUCAUACGAUCAUGUAGAUUGCGGUGAGGAAGCCAUGUUGUUUCUAACUGUGUUGCUCCUCUCCCCCAGGCCUUACUGCUACUGGCAUACCUCAUCAGGAACGGAUCGGAGCGAGUCGUCACCAGUGCGAGGGAGCACAUCUACGACCUUCGCUCCUUGGAAAACUACCAUUUUGUUGGUAAGGAAUCAUUUGGGGCUGGCGCUGCACAGCAGCACAGAACGACGCAGAAAAGUGUGUAGCCUAAGCCUAGGUAUUGAUUCAUUCCAUAACCGUCCCACACUUCUCUUCUGAACCAAUCAGGAUGUCCUCAGUGGUGAGACUGUUGGUUCUCAGAUGGAACACCCAGGAGAAUUCAUUAGUGAGGAGGAAGUCUCCAUAGUUGGAGUACUGAAGUCAGUUGUAUCAUGUUCUGGUUUUAAAUUGGUAUAUGCACAUACAGUACCAGUGAAAAGUUUGGACACACCUACUCAUUCAAGGGUUUUUCUUUAUUUUUACUAUUUUCUACAUUGUAGAAUAAUAGUGAAGACAUCAAAACUAUGAAGUAACACAUAUGGAAUCAUGUAGUAACCACAAAAGUGUAAGUAGCCACCGUUUGCCUUGAUGACAGCUUUGCACACUCUUGGCAUUAUCUCAACCAGCUUUACCUGGAAUGCUUUUCCAACUGGCUUGAAGGGGUUCCCACAUAUGCUGAGCACUUGUUGGCUGCUUUUCCUUCACUCUGUGAUCCAACUCAUCCCAAACCAUCUCAAUUGGGUUGAGGUCGGGUGAUUAUGGAGGCCAGAUCAUCUGAUGCAACACUCCAUCACUCUCCUUCUUGGUCAAAUAGCCCUUACACAACCUGGAGGUGUGUUGGGUCAUUGUCCUGAUGAAAAACAAAUGAUAGUCCCACUAAUCGCAAACCAGAUGGGAUGGAGUAUCGCUGCAGAAUGCUGUAGUAGCCAUGCUGGUUAAGUGUGCCUAGAAUUCCAAAUAAAUCACAGACAGUGUCACCAGCAAAGCACCAUCACACCUCCUCCUCAAUGCUUCACGGUGGGAACCACACAUGCGUAGAUCAUCCGUUCACCUACUCUGCGUCUCACAAAGACAUGGCGGUUGGAACCAAAAAUCUCAAAUUUUGACAGAUUUCCCCGGUAUAAUGUUCAUUGCUCGUGUUUCUUGGCCCAAGCAAGUCUCUUAUUAUUAUUGGUGUCCUUUAGUAGUGGUUUCUUUGCAGCAAUUCAACCAUGAAGGCCUGAUUCACGCAGUCUACUAUGAACAGUUGAUGUUGAGAUGUGUCUGUUACUUAAACUCUGUGAAGCAUUUAUUUGGGCUGCAAUUUCUGAGGCUGGUAACUCUAAUGAACUUAUCCUCUGCAGCAGAGGUAACUCUGGGUCUUCCUUUCCUGUGGCAGUCCUCAUGAGAGCCAGUUUCAUCAUAGCGCUUGAUGGUUUUUGCGACUGCACUUGAAGAAACUUUCAAAGUUAUUGAAAUGUUCUGGAUUGACUAACCUUCAUGUCUUAAAAUAAUUAUGGACUGUUGUUUCUCUUUGCUUAUUUGAGCUGUUCUUGCUGUAAUAUGGACUUGGUAUUUUACCAAAUAGGGCUAUCUUCUGUAUACCUCCCCUACCUUGUCACAACACAACUGAUUGGCUCAAACGCAUUAAGAAGGAAAGAAAUUCCACUAUUUAACUUUUAACAAGGCACACCUGUUAAUUGAAAUGCAUUCCAGGUGACUACCUCAUGAAGCUGGUUGAGAGAAUGCCAAGAGUAUGCAAGGUAAAGGGUGGAUACUUUGAAGAUUUGUUUAACACUUGUUUGGUUACUACAUGAUUCCAUAUGUGUUAUUUCAUAGUUUUGAUGUCUUCACUAUUAUUCUACAAUAUAGAAAAUAGUAAAAAUAAAGAAAACCCUGGAAUGAGUAGGUGUGACCAAACCUUUGACUGGUACUGUAUGUAAUGUGCACAAAUGAACAGUAUUUAAAUCAUGAAGUUGAGUUUCUCUUUAGAUACCAACUGUAUGCAUUUGUGAUUUGCUAUGACAGAGGUAAAAACCUUUGAUGGGUUCUGUACAUGUUUUGUUUCAUGUUUUUGGCCUAGCCUGAAUAGCUCGCCACGUGUUUUCAGUUGCAGAACACCACAUGCUUUGGAGGCUAAUGCCAUCACAAGAAUGUGAGAAACUCUGAACAUGUGCAUUCCAAACAUAGCUUGCUGUCCCUGUCAAAUUGGGACCUUGUAGCAGUCGUAAGGACAAAGAUUCAGCAGGAGACAUACAUACAUACAUACAUACAUACAUACAUACAUACAUACAUACAUACAUACAUACAUACAUACAUACAUACAGUGGAUAUAAAAAGUCUACACACCCCUGUUAAAAUGCCAGGUUUUUGUAACAUAAAAGAAUGAGACAAAGAUAAAUCAUGUCAGAACUUUUUCCACUGUUAAUGUGACCUAUAAUGUGAACAAUUCAAUUGAAAAACAAACUGAAAUCUUCGAGGGGGAAAAAUGAAACAUAAAAACCUUCCAAUAACCUGGUUGCAUAAGUGUGCACACCCUCUUAUAACUGGGGAUGUGGCUGUGAUCAGAAUUAACCAAUCACAUUCAAACUCAUGUUAAAUAGAAGUCAUUACACACCUGCCAUCAUUUAAAGUGACUCUGAUUAAUCACAAAUAAAGUUCAGCUGUUCUAGUAGGAUAUUCCUGACAUUUUCUCAGUUGCAUCUCAGAGCAAAAGCCAUGGUCUGCAGAGAGCUUCCAAAGCAUCAGAGGGAUCUCAUUGUUGAAAGAUAUCAGUCAGGAGAAGGGUACAAAAUAAUUUCCAAAGCAUUACAUAUACCAUGGAACAAAGUGAAGACAGUCAUCAUCAAGUGGAGAAAAUAUGGCACAACAGAUCCAUUACCAAGAACUGGACGUCCCUCCAAAAUCUAUGAAAAGACGAGAAAACUGGUCAGGGAGGCUUCCAAGAGGCCUACAGCAACAUUAAAGGAACUGCAGGAAUUUCUGAAAUUUCUGGCAAGUACUGGCUGUGUGCUAUAUGUGACAACAAUCUCCCGUAUUCUUCAUAUGAAUGGGCUAUGGGGUAGGGUGGCAAGACAGAAGCCUUUUCUUACAAAGAAAAACAUCCAAGCCCGGCUGAAAAUUGCAAAAACAAACAUCAAGUCCCCCAAAAGCACGUGGGAAAAUGUGUUAUGGUCUGAUGAAACCAAGGUUGAACUAUUUGGCCAUAAUUCCAAAAGGUAUGUUUGGCGCAAAAACAACACUGCACAUCACCCAAAGAACACCAUACCCACAGUGAAGCAUGGUGGUGGCAGCAUCAUGCUUUGGGGCUGUUUUUCUUCAGCUGGAACCGGGGCCUUAGUCAGGGUGGAGGGAAUUAUGAACAGUUCCAAAUACCAGGCAAUUUUGGCACAAAACCUUCAGGCGUCCGUUAGAAAGAUGAAGAUGAAGAGGAAGUUCACCUUUCAGCACGACAACGACCCAAAGCACUCAUCCAAAAGCAUGGCUUCACCAGAAGAAGAUUAACAUUUUGGAAUGGCCCAGCCAGAGCCCAGACCUGAAUCCAAUUGAACAUCUCUGGGGUGAUCUGAAGAGGGCUGUGCACAGGAGAUGUCCUCACAAUCUGACAGAUUUGGAAAGAAGAGUGGGCAAAUAUUGCCACGUCAAGAUGUGCCAUGCUAAUAGACUCCUACCCAAAAAGACUGAGUGCUGUAAUAAAAUCAAAAGGAAGUAUUCGUUUAAGGGUGUGCACACUUAUGCAACCAGGUUUUAUUUUUCCCCCUCAAAGAUUUCAGUUUGUUUUUCAAUUGAAUUGUUCAUGUUAUAGGUCACAUUAAAGGUGGAAAAAGGUCUGACAUGAUUUAUCUUUGUCUCAUUCUUUUACAUCACAAAAACCUGGCAUUUUAACAGGGCUGUGUAGACUUUUUAUAUCCACUGUAUGUAUGUACGUACAUACAUUUUAAAUUUUAGUCAUUUAGCAGAUGCUCUUAUCCAGAGCGACUAACAGUUAGUGAGUGCAUAGAUAUAUUUUAUUUAAUACUGGUCCCCCGUGGUACAUACAUACAGUGAGGGGAAAAAAGUAUUUGAUCCCCUGCUGAUUUUGUACGUUUGCCCACUGACAAAGAAAUGAUCAUUCUAUACUUUUAAUGGUAGGUUUAUUUGAACAGUGAGAGACAGAAUAACAACAAAAAAAUCCAGAAAAACGCAUGUCAAAAAUAUUAUGAAUUGAUUUGAUUUUAAUGAGGGAAAUAAGUAUUUGACCCCCUCUCAAUCAGAAAGAUUUCUGGCUCCCAGGUGUCUUUUAUACAGGUAACGAGCUGAGAUUAGGAGCACACUCUUAAAGGGAGUUCUCCUAAUCUCAGCUUGUUACCUGUAUAAAAGAUACCUGUCCACAGAAGCAAUCAAUCAAUCAGAUUCCAAACUCUCCACCAUGGCCAAGACCAAAGAGCUCUCCAAGGAUGUCAGGGACAAGAUUGUAGACCUACACAAGGCUGGAAUGGGCUACAAGACCAUCGCCAAGCAGCUUGGUGCGAAGGUGACAACAGUUGGUGCGAUUAUUCGCAAAUGGAAGAAACAAAAAAGAACUGUCAAUCUCCCUCGGCCUGGGGCUCCAUGCAAGAUCUCACCUCGUGGAGUUGCAAUUAUCAUGAGAACGGUGAGGAAUCAGCCCAGAACUACACAGGAGGAUCUUGUCAAUGAUCUCAAGGCAGCUGGGACCAUAGUCACCAAGAAAACAAUUGGUAACACACAACGCCGUGAAGGACUGAAAUCCUGCAGUGCCCGCAAGAUCCCCCUGCUCAAGAAAGCACAUAUACAGGGCCGUCUGAAGUUUGCCAAUGAACAUCUGAAUGAUUCAGAGGAGAACUGGGUGAAAGUGUUGUGGUCAGAUGAGACCAAAAUCGAGCUCUUUGGCAUCAACUCAACUCGCCGUGUUUGGAGGAGGAGGAAUGCUGCCUAUGACCCCAAGAACACCAUCCCCACCGUCAAACAUGGAGGUGGAAACAUUAUGCUUUGGGGGUGUUUUUCAGCUAAGGGGACAGGACAACUUCAUCGCAUCAAAGGGACGAUGGACGGGGCCAUGUACCGUCAAAUCUUGGGUGAGAACCUCCUUCCCUCAGCCAGGGCAUUGAAAAUGGGUUGUGGAUGGGUAUUCCAGCAUGACAAUGACCCAAAACACACGGCCAAGGCAAUAAAGGAGUGGCUCAAGAAGAAGCACAUUAAGGUCCUGGAGUGGCCUAGCCAGUCUCCAGACCUUAAUCCCAUAGAAAAUCUGUGGAGGGAGCUGACGGUUCGAGUUGCCAAACGUCAGCCUCGAAACCUUAAUGACUUGGAGAAGAUCUGCAAAGAGGAGUGGAACAAAAUCCCUCCUGAGAUAUGUGCAAACCUGGUGGCCAACUACAAGAAACAUCUGACCUCUGUGAUUGCCAGCAAGGGUUUUGCCACCAAGUACUAAGUCAUGUUUUGCAGAGAGGUCAAAUACUAUUUCCCUCAUUCAAAUGCAAAUCAAUUCAUAACAUUUUUGACAUGCGUUUUUCUGGAUUUUUUUGUUGUUAUUCUGUCUCUCACUGUUCAAAUAAACCUACCAUUAAAAUUAUAUACUGAUCAUGUCUUUGUCAGUGGGAAAAUGUACAAAAUCAGCAGGGGAUCAAAUACUUUUUUCCCUCACUGUACAUACAUACAUACAUACAUACAUACAAACUUCUGACUUUAAAUGUCAGCAUACCAAAAUAAAAAGCCUGUCAUCAGGCAAAAUCUGUCUUAACCAAUAAAGCACAGGUGUUGUCUACCAGGCUCCGAUACAGCAUGAAUGUAAUAAUCUACUUAAUGAAAUACCAGAAAUGACCGUAACCAAACAUUCUAGAUUACUUGGUGAAUUGCAGGGAUAAACGGUAACAUCAAGACUAAAUAUAUAUUUGUGAUAUAGCUGGGAAUUAAUAAAGAUUUACAAACUAUUGACACAAUGAAAUAAUCAGUGGGAACAAAUUGGCAGGAGUCGGUGCACAUUAGGGGAAAUACAUAUCUAUAGCGCAUCUUCGCCACUCUCCCUCUUAUUGUUAUUAUUAUUAUUAUUAUUGUUGGUGGUUAUAUGAGAUUGCAUCACUACUUUUAAUAUGCUCAGGGAAGUACUGUUUUGGAGGCACAAUUUUGGUUCCAGUUACAUUUAGAAGUUGUGAAUGUUGCUCAGAACGUUCUUUCCAGAGCUGAACUACAUACAGCGGUUUGCUUUCAACUUAAUUUCAGUCUACACAACUUCACCUAGAGCCAAGUGACUGAUCCUCAGAGUGUUCGUAGUUUCAGUGAGUGACUGAAUGACUCAAAGUACAUGAUGUGGUUAGAGCAGUGACCCAGUAAUGCCCAUUUAGGGGUCUAGGACUAUCUACAGGCAAAACAAGCCUGUCUAGAGAUGCACACAGACCUUUGUAAAAGGUCAGAUAACGUUUAGGUACAUUGCAGCCUAAAUCUCAUUACAUUCAUCAUGGUUAUUGUCCCUUAAGGAUAGGUAGCUAGAAAUGUGGGUUCUCUCUCUAGAAGUUCAGUUUAUCUUGAGAAAUGCACAACUCUGGUAAAGUUGACCUGUUGUGGCAGAUACCCCCCCUCUACCAGACACUCAUCCACUUUUCAAGCUUAUUUGGCUUGUUCUGUUCCCCCUCUCUUUUGCUCCCUUAGCCAAAACAAAUGUCACUUUGUUUGCUGACUGUGUUGACUUCCCCUUUAACUGCUUACACUAUCACCCCCCGUCACUAUGGAGAAUAAGCCCUCAGGGUUAUGGAUGGGGUUGAUUCUAUUGUCAGUUUUCCAAUAAAAUGAGCACAACCUGGAAUGUUGGCACGAAUGUGGGAAGCCAAAAGUUAAAUGAUUUCCAUACUUUAAUUUGGUGAAUGCUAGUAAACUAAGGUUCCUAUCCUGUUGUAUGCUGCCAGAUGAGAGUGGGAAGGAUCAGGGCAUCAACGUGCGUCAGAAGGUGAAGGAGAUGGUGGAGUUUGUCCAGGAUGACGACCGGCUCCGGGAGGAGAGGAAGAAGGCCAAGAAGAACAAGGACAAGUACAUCGGGGUGUCCUCAGACUGCACUGGAGGAGGAGGCAAGACCAGCCGUAAGUGUCACCACACGGGGGGGAGGGCACAUUAUCUGUGAUGCUCUGAUAAAGGUGUGUAAGAUAGAAUGUGGUAUUGUCUCUCAGCUCCAUGCUCUCACAAAUGAGAUUUUAUGCUGUCACAAAGUUCGUAAGGGACGUUCCCCUCAGUCAGCAGGGGCAUUUUCCCUGUAAGCAGACAUACAAGGUGCAAGUAAGUAAGUAAGUAAGUAAACACACUGACUGAUUUACCGCUAGUCACUGUGAGUCUCUCUCUCUGCAGGCCUCGGUCUGUCAGUCUACAGACUCAGAAGGCUUCCAGAAUAUCACACCUCAUUCCCCUCUAUUCCCCACAGACCUCUCCCUCCCUCACGCCCCCUCCCUCACGCCCCCUCCCUCACGCCUCCUCCUCACUGAUCUUUUGAUUAGAACUGUUUUCACUCCGGGGCCAAUCACGUCUUCUCUCCUCUCACAUCUUCAUCUGUGAGAUUUCUGAUCAUGUUUGUACGAGAGAAACCUCUCCAUUCAUGUAACGGAACAUAUCUUCCACAAAUCCCUUUUUGAUUUGCUCUUUCUGAUCUGCUAUUCCGAUAUCUAAUCAAGGGGGUUGGCGGGUCCCUUGCCAUUUCAUUAGGAUUGGGUUGGAGACAACUCACUAGAGUUUGCACUUUAUUUCCAUGUGCCAUUCAUUGAUUCCUCCCUUUGAUUCCUGAUAUCUUUGAUUUGCUGCUGUGAUUUCCCACUUCAUUAGUCAAACGAGAGUUCCCAUUUGUCAAUUAAUGAUGUGGUAGGGGUAGUUAUUUUUGUCACAGGAUCAAAAUACCACAGCGAUGGGAGACAUUCAUCUAGAAUGUUCAUCUAGGACGCUCGCUCUGUUUCAGCAGACACUGUAGCUGUGAUAUGUUUGUGUUGGCAAUGGGCCCAUUAUCAAUGUGGAAUAAACAAUUAUCUGUUACAUAUCAUAAUUGGCAUUCCAGAUAGAUCCAGUAUAUUUCCACAAUGGCUAUCAUAAUGUUAGUGAAGUCCUGAGUGGCGCAGUGGUCUAAGGCACUGCAUCGCAGUGCUAACUGUGCCACUAGAGAUCCUGGUUCGAAUCCAGGCUCUGUCGCAGCCGGCCGCGACCGGGAGACUCAUGGGCGGCGCACAAUUGGCCCAGCGUCGUCCAGGGUAGGGGAGGGAAUGGCCGGCAGGGAUGUAGCUCAGUUGGUAGAGCAUGGCGUUUGCAACGCCAGGGUUGUGGGUUCGUUUCCCACGGGUUCGGCCAGUAUAAAAAAAAAUAUAUAUGUAUUCACUAACUGGAAGUCGCUCUGGAUAAGAGCGUCUGCUAAAUGACUAAAAUGUAAAUGUAAAGUGAGGCUCACUCAGCAUAGCUACAAGACAUUCUAAUGGUACCAAAACACACUUGAUUUUUCAGCACAUGUAAACCCUGUUUCCCCCCUCUCUGCCCCUCAGCGGGAGAAAUGUUUGACUCGGAGCCCAGAGGGAAGUGGGAUGAGGACUGGGACAAGAGCAAGGGAGCCUUCCCCUUCAGUGAGAAGCUGGGAGAGAUCAGCGACAAGAUCGGCAGCACCAUCGACGACACCAUCAACAAGUUCCGCAAGAAGGAGAAGGAUGACUCGCCCGACAGAAUCAGGUAUUGCCGAGUGUAUUUAAGUACGCUGGCCAAAACGCUUAAGUCAAUACAAAUCUACUUGAUAAUGGAUCAUUUCUUCUUGAAAGACCUAAUAUAAGAUAAUCUUCACUUUUUUAAUGUGUUCUUUGGGUCCUUUUCUAUCUCCCCCAGUGACGACGAAGAGGACAGGGUAUCGCGGAACGGCCGGCCGUUGUCAGGGUCGGAAUCAGGGAAUCUGUCGGGGAUGGAGUUCAAAGACGAGGAGGAGACUGUUACGACCAAGAGCGUCCAGAUCACCCAGGCAACAGAGACCACCACCACCACACGCAAACGGGGCGGCGUCCCAUCCAAAACCGUGGACCUGGGGGCCGCCGCACACUACACAGGGGACAGGAGCAGUCUGGACGCAGACAACGCCAAGGUACCACUGCCCUUGUGUACCACUCUGACCGCUGACCUAGGCCGCUACUGUACGUCAGCGGAGGCCUGUAGCAGGGAUGGACUCCACACAGCACCUGCUUUUGAAGCCUGUAGAGAACACUGUUGUAUUGACUGCAUCAUCUAUUUUCAUCAGUGCGUUUUUAUUGAGACUGAAGCACAAGAUGGUGGUAAUUUCCAGUGGGACAGAAGGCAGGCCGUGUUUCAUCUGUUCUGACUGUCUAAUGACAUGAUAGAUGUGGAUGGCAGGAGGAAUAGGGAACAGUAGGAGAUCCUGUGCUGCCUAUUCCUGACUGUUUCUAGACCAAUGCUGCCCUCUUGUGGCUGCUCUAAGAAGUGUAGCACCCCGUUUUAUUCCAACUCCAUUUAAACAACCAUUCUCUUUCUCUUGUCUUCAGACGUCGGUCAGCCAGACUUCAAGCAGUGGCCUUGCAGACCUUCUGAUGGUGGACUCUGGGUCCAGUCAGGCGGCACCAGCAGGUAAGACUGAUCACUCACUCAUCUAAUGAGUCACUCAACCACAGUGGUAUAGACAUAUUGAGAAGAGCUUGGUAUUCAAAGUGAUGGCACUCUAAAGUAAGAUGGCUCAAAGCCAUCGACGUAUAGAAUUGCCCUGAACAGCUCCUCCAGAAUCGUCUGUGAGUAGUCGAGGAGGGGAAGGCCGGAGGCAGGCAGGCCUAAGAGGCCCAGAUGUCAGGCAGCUUAGCUAGAUGAGAGAAGUGUGGUGGCAGAGCAUGGCAUGGCCAGCUGUCUGAGGCUGAGGCAGUCUCUGGUGGGAAGGGAGUGCUGCAUGCACACACACACACGCACACAGAUGCUGCUGUCCCUGCUCAUCGUGUCCUUGCCUCCUCCAACCAAACAGCUGGGGCCUGUCUCACACACUUAGCCAUACACUCUGGGAGGGAGGUAGAGGAAGACAUCCUCAUCACCUCCGCUGUCACACUCUGUUCUCACUCUCUUUCACUGUGUGUGUGUGUGUGUGUGUGUGUGUGUGUGUGUGCGCCAUUCCAGGUGGAAGUUCAGACCUCAUCGGUGGCUUUGCUGACUUCUCUUCUCCAGCUGCCUCUGCCAGUCUCCCUUCAUCAGCCGGUACGUCUCACUGCUUUCUCUCGCCAUCGUCUGAACGCUAUCCUCUUUCUGUAUCACAGCUCCGACAUUAAUCUUAGGCAGGCCGCUCCCACUUCCCAAUGACAGGGAGUCGGGUUAAAUCCAGCAGAAAGGUUUUCAUAAACCUAGGAGCAGCUUGUGAGGGGAGAACAGAAGAGGUGAAUACCUUAGUACAGAAGCACCCAUGACAGAGAUAUUUUGAGGAUCCAAAGGCCCUCCUCCCGUUCCUCUCCGCGCCAUCUCCUGCUGAGGGGUUUGUGGUUGCGGCCCACGUCCUGUCCUGUGGAAGGGAAGGUGGUGAAAUAUUGAUGAGUCACUACCUCCUGAGCCUUAUGAGGACAGACACCUGUCAGCUCCCAUUUGAUACAGCUUAUCUCCCUCAUCCUCCACCCUCCGCUCUGCUCUAGAUGGAUGGAUGGAUGGAUGGAUGGAUGGAUGGAUGGAUGGAUGGAUGGAUGGAUGGAUGGAUGGAUGGAUAAAAAGAGAGAGGGAUGGAUGGAGGGAAGAUGAGAGGGCAAGUCUUUGGCAGUUUAUCUGCUAUCUAGAUUGGAUUUACACUGUACAAAACAUCUCUUUCCAUGACGUAGACAUAGGUGAAUCCAGGUGAAAGCUAUGAUGCCUUAUUGAUGUCACUUGUUAAAUCCACUUUAAUCAGUGUAGAUGAAGGGGAGGAGACAGGUGAAAGAAGGAUUGAGACAAUUGAGACAUGGAUUGGGUAUGUGUACCUUUCAAAUUGUGAAUGGGCAAGACAAAAUAUUGAAGUGCCUUUGAACGGGGUAUGGUAGUAGGUGCCAGGCGCACCCGUUUGAGUGUGUCAAGAACUGCAACGCUGCUGGGUUUUUCACGCUCAACAGUUUCCAGUGUGUAUCAAGAAUGGCCCACCACCCAAAGGACACCCAGCCAACUCGACACCUUGUAGAGUCCAUGGCCUGACGAAUUGAGGAUGUUCUGAGGGGAAAAAGGGGGUGCAACUCAAUAUUAGGAAGUUCUAAUCAGUCAUUAUCAGAGUCCUCCCUGGAUUUCUAUGUGUGUGUGUGUUCCCUGCAGUACCCUCUCAGGUGUCAGGUCCCAUCAGCACUGUGCUAUGUGUGUGCUGAUACUCCCCUUGGGCGAUCUCUGCCUGACAGGGUGCACAUCGCCCUUUCAGAAGAAAUCGCACAUGUAUGCCCCAUGCCUUACUUAUUUAUCUUCAAGUUGACACUGUGGAUAAUAAAAUCUUUACUUAUUUUGAAAAAAUAUUUUAAGAUAAGCACAGCAACUCAUUUAUUUUUUCAAAGAAAAAUCACCAAAAUUGUUUCAUUUAAAAUCUUUGGGAUGAGGGUGGUUAGAGAUUCAUAGAUAUGAAUCUGGUGUAUUCUUUCAUUUUCUAAAUGAGCCUCUAUUCUCUCCCUAGGGCCAGGGUCAAAUGGGAAUGGUGAGUUUGGGGACUGGACUGCGUUCUCCAGUCCUCCGGCCACCACUCCUCCAUCUCAGCCAAUCACAGACCUGUUUGGUAGCAUUCAGCCUCAACUAGCCUCGGCCCCCACCCCGCCCUCAGCUGACCUCUUUGACCUGAUGGGCUCCAAUCACACCUCCCUCAGCACCUCCCAAAGCAUGACCUUCUCAAUGUGUGGUACCCAGAGUGUGGGCGUUGCCAACAAUGGCCUGCCCAUCUCCAGAUCACAGGUACGGGUGGCUCACAGGCCUCCACCUCACUACACGAGCCAUUGUUAUAGAUAGGGGUGCCUCAUUAUCACUGAAGAUACGUUGUGAAUACAAAGAAGGAUGUAUGUUGUGUGAUUGUAGGAUUGGUGAAUGUCUUGUCUCUUCUUUGGGUUGAUGUAGAACUUUGGGCCAAUGCAGGGGGGCUUAUUGCCGCAGCACAUGGGACUCCAGAAGCCCUCCCUCCCCCCCACGUGGUCGGAACCCAGCGUUAACAUCAGCCUGGACUUCCUGUCUCCUGGUAUGCAGAUGGCCAACUGUAAGCCCAGCCUCAAUAUGUUACAGCAAGGUCUGUUAUUAACUCACGCUCUCCACUUAUUUCUCUCACUUGUAAUGUGAAUAUCUGUGUGUCAGUGCAGGGAGAUUGAAAUGAGAGUAAUAUCACCAUAUUUGUCAUUUCAGAUCCCCUGCUUCCAGGAGUCCAAUCACCCAUCAACCUGGCUCAGAGUUUUGGAGGCCUGAAUCUGAACAUCCAGCCCACAGCCACACCCAUCAGACCUCCCACCAACCCCAUGAUGCCCACCAGCGCCAUGGGCCUGGGCAUGCCUCUCACCAUGGCAACAGGUACCAUGGGGAUGGGCGCCAUGAGAAUGGGAGGAGUGCCUGUCAAUCAGGGAAUCAUGGGAAUUAACAUGGGCGUGGCCCCCGCAGGCAUGGGCCUGCAAGGCACCCUGGGUAUGCCAGGAAUGGGCAUGGGGCAGCCCAUGGUCAACCCCGCCAUGGUGCAACCCAAACAAGAUGCCUUCGCAAACUCCGUCAACUUCGGGAAAUGAGAGCGCUAAAGGAUUUGUGUGGAAGAGUAUCGGUCAGAAUACACCAUUUUGAAGGAAAAGCUACUACUUGAAAAAUAUCUGAUGGUGUUACCCUUCAAUCCCUA